Molecule: messenger RNA, 1486 nt
Organism: Doryrhamphus excisus (bluestripe pipefish)
Lineage: Eukaryota; Metazoa; Chordata; Actinopteri; Syngnathiformes; Syngnathidae
Gene: tmem203
Product: transmembrane protein 203
Biological process (GO): intracellular calcium ion homeostasis
Cellular component (GO): endoplasmic reticulum
Source: RefSeq, a predicted model, not a curated record
CUGUGAUCUCGCGAUAGUUGUGGAACGGCGAGAAGAAAACGACUACGCUAUUUAGCUUUGUGUUUUGCCGUUAUCGAAUUUCACUCAAUGGAGGAAAAGGCACUGGAAUCCCAUUGUGUCAGCCCAACCUGAAAUCGGGGCUACAUCGGGCAUUCAUCUGUGUUGUCACCCUCCUGAGAAUGGACUCAAAAAUGUAGCCCCUACAAAUAAAAGGGGCUCAUUUGAGAUUCUUCAUCUUACCUGAAUGGAACUGUGAACCCGUCACCCUAACCAGGGUUUGCCAAGCCAUCCUUCAGCAGUCCAUCUGCGAUUGACCAUCCAGAUUAUUUUGCCAUGCUGUUCUCUCUGCGUGAACUUGUCCAGUGGCUGGGCUUUGCCACCUUUGAACUCUUCCUCCACCUGCUAGCUUUUCUGGUCUUCAGCAUGCUGGUUGCCUUGCGAGCCGACAUGUUCACACCGACCCUCAGCUGGUGGCUGGUCUUCGUCCCCCUCUUUGCCGCCGACGGUCUCAGCACCUACUUCACUGCCAUCGUGUCCACCCGGCUCUACCAGGAGAACGAGAAGCGUCUCGCUGUCCUGCGGCUCCUCUGGGUGCUGACGGUGCUCAGCCUGAAGCUAGUGUGUGAGGUUCUGCUGUGCCAGAAGUUGGCGGAGCAGGAGCAAGCCAGAGACCUUUGGUUCGGCCUUAUUGUCUCGCCACUGUUUAUUCUUCUGCAGCUGCUAAUGAUACGAGCGUGCCGGGUCAACUGAAGAGGUGAUUAUAUGUUCUUGACAUUUAACAGGCGCUUUUUCCUCAUCUGCCAUUGGAGAUUUAGACUCAAGUGAUGGUAUUAAUGUUUCUUUUUGGCUCAUUGUCACCUCUGCGGGUCGAAACGUGGGCAUGCAUACAUUUUACCCCUGUGUUCUUUGGCUUUUACAUCAUUUUAUAUGAAGAAACAUUUUGUCUGUGUUUUAGACAUAUUCCAAAUAGUUCAAAAACGCUUUGAAUGGUGACAAGAGCCAUAGAUUGUCAGAGCAAUAACGUGUAUGUGUGCGCGAGAAUGUGGGACACAUCAGUGCCUCUUUGUGCAGUCAGUGAUGGACAAUGAGCCUGGAGGAAUAUUAUUACCACAGUUAGGUUUUAAAAUGCACACGUGCACAAAACACAUUGUGUUAUCGGAAUUACAGAAAUUUAACAGGAAUUUGAAGCAAGCCUGUGUCCUCCAAAGGCAUUCUAGGUUGUGUCAUUUUUGGCUACCGCCCAGAAAUGAAUUGCGCACAUAAAUAUAUCUGAAACUAAGCUGGAAAUUUAGAAGUGCACAUCGUGUGUUUGUCUUCUGCUGUGCACCUGCAAAAUUUUAAGCCUCAUUCCCUAUGUGAAAUAUUAUGUAUUGUGUGUAUAUGUUGUGUUUGGGAAAGAAGUCCACAUUGAUUUAUAUUGUUUUUUUUUUAUCACGGCAUCGUUACUGUAUGUAUAUACUGUGUAAAUAAACCAGUAUUUAUGUCA